CGUGGUUGGAUAGGCGGGGCCAAAGGAAAGUAGGAUAGCGCUAGAGGUUUUUCCACUCCGUUUAGAUGUGGAAGAGUUACAUAUUUGGAUAUGGACACCUGGCUUAUAGCUAUUCUGUUCAUUGGUGCCCAGUUUUCCAACAGCGUUGGAUAUGAAGGAUCUGGAUACGCACCGUACGGAGAUGAUGAGGACUCAUACGCACGUAGAUAUAAAGGAACACCUUGGUGUGCUCCCAUCAAGGUGAAGCACGGGCAGGUGAGCUGCAGGACCCCCCGUGGAGAGCACCACAAGAACGUGAUGGGCGCCCGCUGCAAAAUCCACUGCAAGAAGGGGUACGAGAUGCAGGGCCAUCCGGAGGUGGUGUGCAUGGCCAGCAAGCACUGGUCAGGGAACUACGCCUGCAGAGAAGUCCGCUGUCCGAAAUUGACCAUGCCGGCCAACGGGGGCUACAAGUGCUCGGAUGGCUCCUACUACAACUCCAGGUGCGAGUACUUCUGCUCGCCCGGCUACACGCUGAAAGGGGAGCGCACGGUCACGUGCACCAGCACCAAGGCCUGGACGGGCGGCCAGAGCGCCUGCGUGGAUACUGAACCGCCUGUGAUCAAAUGCCCCAGCGUAAGGGACAAGAUUGCGGAGCCGGGGAAGCUGACGGUGCGGGUGAACUGGGACACCCCGGAGGGCAAGGACACGGCGGAUGGCAUCCUCACAGACGUCAUCCUGAAAGGGAAGCCCCCUGGAACCCACUUCCCUGAGGGAGACCACAAGAUGUCCUACACCGUGUACGACCGCGCCGGGAACAAGGGCUCCUGUCGCUUCUCUGUGAAAGUGCGAGUGCGGCGCUGUAACCCCCUGACUCCCCCGGACAACGGCUACAUGAAGUGCGACAGCGAUGGGGACAACUACGGCGCCAGCUGUGAGUCCACCUGCACGGGCGGGCACGACCUGCAGGGCAGCGCCGUGCGCGUGUGCCAGUACGGCCUGACCUGGUCCGGCACCGAGACCACCUGCUCACCCAUGAACAUCAACGUGGGCGUGCGCACCGCUGCCGCCCUGCUGGACCAGUUCUACGAGAAGCGCCGGCUCCUCAUCAUCUCUGCCCCGACAGCCGCCAAUCACUACUACCGCUUCCAGAUGACCAACCUGCAGCAUGCCCAGUGUGGACUGGACCUGAGGCACGUGACGGUGGUGGAGCUGGUGGGGAUUUACCCAGCGCAGAUCGGCCGCAUCCGACACAGGCUCAUCCCCCCCGCCCUGGCCGUGCAGACCAGGCUGCUCCUUCAAAUCUCCAACAACAACUACAACAUGGUGGUGAUCGACAAGCAGGGCGUGGACAAGAUGCGCUACACCUACCCUAUCACCGCAGCUGAGCUCUUCACCACCAUCGACACCUUCCCCAUGCGCAAGGAAGAGAUGGUGAUGCAGCAGCAGGCUGGCCUCACCUGCCAACCCUGAAUGGCCAGUCACGCUGCCCUCCCACUCACCUCAGGCUCACACCAUUGGCUGAGAGCAAGCAAGGGGCGGCGCAGUGGCAGGGAAGAGCCGCCACUGCAGUUGGAGGAAUGGAGGAACGGGCAUGGGGGUGCCACUGCUGCGGCCGUCCUGUUUUAGGGCUCCCUCUGUACUCGGACUCGGCUGCGAGUUCCAUAGCGUAUCCCCUCUUUUCCCCUGAACAGCAGGCCCCCACCAAUGCACAGGAAGCCAUACAUUAGCCAGUAUGCAUGAUACAUACAUUUUUACCUACAUGUUUUGUACAUUUUUAAGUGUUAUUUAGCAGAUUCAAAGAAAUCCAUAAUCAGUUAUAUUUGUAUCAUUGAUUCCUUUAUUAUUUUGCCUGAUUCUUUUCUUGUUUCUUCUUUGAUAUUUCUUUGUUUUCAUUUAUGUAUAUGUUUUAUGGAUUUUAUUUUUGGUUGUGAAGCCAGUGUAAUGCAGGAUUUUGGGGAAUGCUGGUGGUGGUGCUGGGGGGGAAUCAUUACCACUGGCUCAUUAGUAAAUGUCAGUCCUAAAGACCGCAGUCCGAAGUCAUGAUUCAUAGUGACAGGAUUCAUUUCCCGCUCUGCUACAAGCAAAGAAAAGGCAAUUAAAGGAAUAGAGUCGUGCGUUUGGUGGUGGCACGCAUUCCCUCUGAUAGAGUGCUCUAAGCCUUUCCUUUUUUACAUUACCAUACGCCUAUUCUGCUAAUUGGAUUUCCUCAGUAAUUACGUUUCUGGAGGAAUGAUAUGUGGACUGUUCUUCGUUUGUUUAUUCUUUGGUCUUUGGUAAAGAAAGCCUCAGUCGCCGUUCAUUUUAAUGCAGAUCUUUGAUUAGGGGUAUGAAGUGCAAGGGGCCAGUUAUUGUUAUGACUGCCGUUAUAUCUCCCGUGGCUCUUUAGCAUUCACUGCAAUUUCAGUGACCAUGGUUUGAAAAAGACUCAAAGCUUUUUAAAAUAGGACUUUAGGAUGAAAUAUGAAGAGGUGCUGAAUAAAUCCUAUGAAAUUUGCUUAAAGGCAUACUAUGCAGGAUUUUUUAGCCUGUGUUUACAAUCAAAGAAGUGUCCUCCUCCAUCUUCAACCCACUCACCCUUGAGCACCCGACCAAGUCACAGACACACAAAUUACACAUUAGAAAAUACCAAUAAAUUUCUCCCAUCAAUUACUCGGACCAGACAUUAGGCGACAUUGUUUGGUGGGACCACGAACUGAAUCUGUGCAAAUAAUUUGAAAACCAGACAUUCUGGUAAAAAACCGGAAUGUCUGACAACCCUAGCUGCAUAGCUAGAGGUAACAUUGCUGACAGGUCCAACAGAAAACCAAGCCAAAUCCACAUCACGUUUCAUCCCCUUGGUGAAAUUCGACUGACGCCUCAGAGGAAAAGCAAUUCCAAUGUUACAGCAACUCUAGUUCUUGAACAAGCCCCAUUUGGCAAAAGUGCAUAAAGACAGAGAUUGCCAAUGCAUCAUAGAUAUGUGGUUAUUUUAGGUAUAUAGAUAUGCAUGGUAAUUUUGUAAUAUUUUCCUGCAUAGUAUGCCAUUUUAUUUUUUGUAGUGAGGUUGUUGCAGUUAUGGGAAAGGCUUGCCCAUGUGUUUAUAUAAUUGGCACGAUUGAGAUUGACAGUUCUAUAUUACCUUUAAAAAAUGAUUAACCUUGGGGAACAUAAUGCCUGUUCCAAAGCUUGUAAGGCACUGGUAGAGACAACAUCAUUUUCACAUAGCCUGUGAUGACUUUUGUAUGAAUUAUUCACAUGUACAUUCCCUUAUUUAUAUAUUGAUAGUAUGUAAUAUAUACAGUAUAGAAAAUUCUGUAAUGUAUAACAGUAUACAGAGAAUGUUAGCCAGUACUCUGAGGUAAAUGUGUGUAGUUUAUUUCUUCAAAAUAUUCUAGUUACAUGUUGAAAACAAAUAAAAUACUUGUACAGCUUUUUAAUUUCA
Messenger RNA from Anguilla rostrata (American eel), 3403 nucleotides. RefSeq names its product sushi-repeat containing protein X-linked (gene srpx). The coding region runs from base 91 to 1452 and encodes 453 amino acids. The transcript has 10 exons. The record is from RefSeq and is a predicted model, not a curated record. Lineage: Eukaryota; Metazoa; Chordata; Actinopteri; Anguilliformes; Anguillidae. Gene Ontology annotation, biological process: phagolysosome assembly.